Molecule: messenger RNA, 675 nt
Organism: Drosophila biarmipes
Lineage: Eukaryota; Metazoa; Arthropoda; Insecta; Diptera; Drosophilidae
Product: putative gustatory receptor 59d
Exons: 2
Coding region: 4-642 (212 amino acids)
Biological process (GO): sensory perception of taste
Cellular component (GO): membrane
Source: RefSeq, a predicted model, not a curated record
GUUAUGCAGUACCUUAUUGUCAUGGCGCAUGUUGGGGCAAGAUACAUGCUCCUGAACAAAGAGUUGCAAGGGAUUGUAUCAGAAAUUCAGUUCCUUAAUCCCAAACGCAUUGGGGUUUUUGUGACCUCGUGCUGCAGCCUGGCCGAUCGCCUUGAAAAGGUGGCUAAAUCCCAAUCGGACUUACAUGCGUUUUUGGAUCGUUUGACCAGAGUCUACGAUGUUCAGAUUGUUUGCCAAACUUUCAUUUUCUUUUCAACUCUGGUGGCGAACUUAUAUUUUUUUCUAAGCAUAAAUAAAUACGAUAUAAUAUCACAGAUGUCCCUAGAGUUCAUAACGUUUAUCCACAAAGCUUUUAUUGUAUUUUACAUCGUCGAUUUCUGGAUAAGCGCAUCCAAUAUAUUUUCCCUGCUGGAUGCCCACGAAGAGAUGGUCCAACUGCUGGGUCAACGGACUUCACUUCAAGCUUUGGACCCCAGAUUAGAGGCAGUUUUCGAUAGCUUCAAUCUGAACUUGGCCCGAAAUCCAUUCAAGCUUCGAUUCCUCGGUUUAUUUAAAGUGGAUCGAUUUGCAUUGUUUGCACUGAUCAACUCAAUUUUAUUCCACACAAUAGUACUUGUUCAAAUGGAAUUUGAAAACAUCUAAAGAAAACUCGAAACUCAAAAUAACUAUGACUAU